Cucurbita maxima (winter squash) is the source of this 3959-nucleotide messenger RNA. RefSeq names its product receptor-like protein 12. Gene Ontology annotation, molecular function: protein binding. The record is from RefSeq and is a predicted model, not a curated record. The transcript has a single exon. Bases 413 to 3802 code for a protein of 1129 amino acids. NCBI's taxonomy places the organism in Eukaryota, Viridiplantae, Streptophyta, Magnoliopsida, Cucurbitales, Cucurbitaceae.
GCCAAAAUUAAUUUUUUAAGCUCCAAAUACUAGAAGACUUGAGGAGAACGGAGUAAAAUACGUCGUAAUGUUGUAAAGGUAGGAGAAGAAUGAAAUCCGUAGCGUUGCGGCGGCGGAAAUUUUGGUUUUGGGUUCACAUAGACGCGGUUUAUGUUGAAUGCGCUUCCAUCGCUAACCAUUCCACCGUCCUUGAAUGCCAUUUCCCCUAAUUUCUCUUUUUUCUUCAUCUUCGUCUUCCUCUCUGUUCUUCGUCUUCCCACAUUUGUUUCUUCGCAUUCGGAUUCUGGUCCUGCCGAACCCACACAUGUCUGGGGGUCAACCUGGUGGCUUAUGAACUUCCCUAAACUCAUUACUAAUUCACACCACUUUCCCCAUUUCUUAUCCGUAUGGACCUUUCCAGUAGUCGGCCCCGAUGAGAAAUCUGAUAUUUUCAUGCAUUUUUUUUAUAUUCAAUUCCUCGAUUUUACUUAGCAUAGGAAAUCUUGUGGUCUCUGGACGAUGCCCUGAGGAUCAGCGGUCUCUGUUGCUCGAAUUGAGGAAUAAUCUCACGUACAAAUCUGAUUUGUCCGUGAAACUGGUUCAGUGGAAUGAAAGUGUCGAUUACUGCAUUUGGAAGGGUGUUACCUGUGUUGACGGCUGUGUUACUGGUCUUGAUUUGAGCGAUGGGUUGAUUUCCGGAGGGAUUGAUAAUUCGAGUAGUCUUUUCAGUCUUCGGUUCUUGCGAAUUUUGAACUUGGCUUUCAACAGGUUCAAUUCCACGAUGCCGUCCGGAUUUGAAAGGCUUUCGAAUUUGAGUGUGCUGAAUAUGUCUAAUUCUGGAUUUGGAGGCCAGAUUCCUAUUGAGAUUUCAAGCUUAACAGGGUUGGUUAUGCUCGAUCUCACUAGCUCAUCUCUUUUUCAAGCUUCGACACUGAAGCUCGAGAACCCAAAUUUGACGACUCUUGUUCAUAAUCUGAGCAAUUUGAGAGUUCUAUAUCUUGAUGGUGUUGAUUUAUCAGCUGCAGGAAGUGAAUGGUGCAAGGCCUUAUCGUCUUCGCUGCAUAAUCUGAGAGCGUUGAGUUUGUCGGGCUGUUCACUUUCUGGACCUCUUGAUUCUUCCCUUGCGAAGCUUCCAAAUCUAUCAGAAAUUCGUCUGGAUAGCAACAACUUUUCCUCACCGGUUCCCAAGGAAUUUGCAGAUUUCCCUAAUUUGACUUCGCUGCAUCUUAGCAAUUCAAGAUUAUUUGGAGAAUUCCCUCGUAGAAUAUUCCAGGUAUCAACUCUCCAAACUCUGGACUUAUCCCUGAAUAUGUUGCUGCAAGGUUCUCUUCCAGACUCCCAAUUCAAUGGAUCUCUUCAAGUUCUUUUGCUUCGUAACACCAAUUUUUCUGGGGAACUGCCAAAUUCUAUUGGGUAUUAUAAGAACUUGACCAGAUUAGACUUGACGAGUUGCAACUUUGGUGGGUCCAUCCCAAAUUCUAUUGAAAAGCUCACACAACUCACAUAUAUGGACCUUUCGAGCAACAGAUUUGUUGGUCCAAUCCCAUCCUUAUCCUUAUUGAAGAAUCUUACUGUUUUAAUCCUUGCUCAUAAUAGGUUGAAUGGUUCCAUGCUUUCCACUAAAUGGGAAGAGCUUUCCAAUCUUGUUAACCUUGACCUGCGUAACAAUUCCCUCGAUGGAAAUGUUCCUUUAUCUAUAUUCCAUCUUCCCGCAAUCCAGAAGAUUCAACUCUGCAACAACCAAUUUACUGGUAGUUUGAAUGAGCUCUCUAACGUGUCUUCUUUCUUACUUGAUACCCUUACUUUGGAGAGCAAUUGGUUAGAGGGACCAUUCCCAUCGUCGUUUUUUGAACUUCGAGGUCUUAAGAUUCUCUCACUUUCAUUCAACAAUUUUACUGGAAAAUUGAACCUGGACAUGUUCAAGCAGCUUAAGAACAUAACAAGACUUGAACUCUCAAGUAACAGCCUGUCAGUUGAAACAGAGAGCACUAAUUCAAGUUCUACCUUUCCUCAAAUGACCACACUGAAGUUGGCCUCUUGUAAGUUAAAAAAGUUCCCUGACUUCUUGAAAACCCAAUCUCUGCUCAACUCUCUUGAUCUCUCUGAUAAUGAACUUCAAGGAAAAGUACCUCUUUGGAUUUGGGGACUCAGAACUGUUUCCCAAUUAAAUCUUUCUUGCAACUCUCUAGCUGGUUUUGAAGGAUCUCCAAACGAUCUUUCUUCCCGUCUCUAUCUUCUUGACCUUCAUUCCAACGUAUUUGAAGGGCCACUCUCGGUUUUCCCCCCAUCUGCUUCCUAUUUGGAUUUCUCCAAUAACAGUUUCAGUUCUGUUAUUCCACCUGCGGUUGGAAACUACCUCGCGUCUACAGUUUUCUUGUCUCUGUCGAGAAAUUCUUUUGAAGGAAGUAUUCCGGAGUCCAUAUGCAAUGCUACAAGUCUUCAAGUCCUGGAUUUGUCUAGUAAUAACUUGCGUGGCAUGUUUCCCCAAUGUCUAACUCAGAGGACUGAUAAUCUUGUGGUACUAAACCUUAGAGGAAACGCCUUGAAUGGCUCCGUUCCUAAUACAUUUCCGGUUACUUGCAGUCUGAGGACUCUUGAUCUAAGUGGAAACAACAUCGAGGGGAAGGUACCGAAAACUUUAUCCCAUUGCCGUCAGUUGGAGGUUCUGGACCUUGGGAAUAAUCAGAUACGAGAUGUCUUUCCAUGCCCAUUGAAGAACAUAUCCACUCUGCGGGUGCUUGUUCUUCGCUCGAACAAAUUUCAUGGGAGGUUUGGAUGUCAUGAGAUCAAUGGCACCUGGAAGAGCCUGCAAAUUGUGGACAUAUCUCGAAACAACUUCAAUGGCAGUAUUUCUGGGAAGUGCAUACUCAAAUGGAAAGCAAUGGUGAAUGAGGAAGAUUAUAGCAAGUCAAGAGCUAUUCACCUUCGUUUUAGUUUCUUCAAAUUCAGUUCUGUGAACUAUCAAGACACAGUAACUAUUACGAGCAAAGGUCUAGACGUGGAGCUCCAAAAAAUUCUAACAGUCUACACAUCCAUCGACUUCUCCUGCAAUUCCUUCGAUGGGCAGAUACCUAUAGAAGUCGGGCAACUUAGAGCUCUUUAUGUUCUCAACUUGUCACACAAUUCGCUGUCGGGUGAAAUUCCUUCAUCCAUAGGAAAUUUAAGUCAGCUGGGUUCUCUAGACCUUUCAAGUAACAGGCUUAGUGGCACAAUCCCUUCACAGCUUGCAAAACUUUCGUUUCUAGGAGUGUUGAAUCUCUCCUACAAUCUGUUGGUUGGUAUGAUCCCGAAUGGCCCUCAAAUCCAAACAUUUUCACCAGAUUCCUUCGCAGGUAAUCCAGGAUUAUGCGGAGCCCCAUUGGCGAAGAAAUGCAAAACCACCACCCAUUCAACUUCAGACACAAGAUUCUCGGAGUCAUCUUCAGCAGCUAAUGCUGAUUGGCAAUUCAUAUUCAUUGGAGUUGGGUUCGGAGUAGGAGCAGCUGCAGUUGUUGCCCCUCUCAUGUUUUUGGAUGUCGCAAGAAAAUGGUCGGACGAAACGGUUGAUAAAAUUGUGCUCGUAAUUCUUCCAUUGAUGGGAUACGUGUACCUGACUUCCAGUGAACGCAAAGUGGAAGCAGAAGAAGAUGAUAGUGAAGGUGAGGAUUACAUUGCUGUUGGGUAUGAAAAUGAAGAAAGUGAAGAAAGAUCCGCAGAGUUUGAAGGGCCAUAUUGUGUUUUUUGUUCCAAACUUGAUAUCUACAGGAAGAAGGUUAUUCAUGAUCCUCGAUGUACAUGCGUCCGUUCACCUUCCCCCUCUUCUUCCCAUUCUACAUUUCUGUAGAAAAAUUCAGUCGUCAAAAGUUCAUAUUUUCCAUUCUUUUUUAGAUUCUAUUAUUAUUUACAAAAUAAGAGCCUUUCUUCUGUACAUAAUUCAGUCGUCAAGAUUUGACCUUUCCCGUGUAACUAUCUCCUCAUAAUAUAUUAUGAUACAUAUUUAC